UGAAGGGAAAUACAUGGACUAUCUUUCAAUCCUAUUAAACAAGAAGAUAGUUCCAACAGGUCCACUGGUUCGAGACGCCAGUGAAGAACACCAUGAGAACGAGAAAGAGAUACUUGAAUGGCUUACCAAGAAGAGAAAAGCCUCCACCGUGUUCGUUUCCUUCGGGAGUGAGUAUUAUCUCUCGAAUAAAGAAAGGGAAGCCAUUGUUGAGGGGCUUGAGCUUAGUGGGGUGUACUUCAUUUGGGUCCUCAGAUUCCCUUUUGGAGAUAAAGAUAAACCCAAGUUUGAUGAGGCCUUACCCGAAGGAUAUCUGGAAAGGAUUGGUGAGAGAGAGCUGAUGGUGGAAGAUUGGGCACCACAGGCGAAAAUACUGCAACACUCGAGCAUUGGGGGAUUUGUGAGUCACUGUGGAUGGAGUUCUGUAACAGAAAGCUUGAAAUUGGGAGUUCCAAUCAUAGCAAUGCCUAUGUGUGUUGACCAACCAUUGAAUGCUAGGCUUGUACAAGCUGUUAGUGUUGGAGUAGAGGCAGAGAGAGGAAAGGAUGGGAGCCUUGAAAGAGAAGAGAUAGUCAGAGCGACCAAACAAGUGGUGGGGGAGAAAGAUGGGGAGAAUAUAAGAAACCAAAACCACCUCUUUUCUCCCUAACAAGGGGCCAAAUUUUG
Gossypium raimondii (Peruvian cotton) is the source of this 663-nucleotide messenger RNA. RefSeq names its product beta-D-glucosyl crocetin beta-1,6-glucosyltransferase-like. The transcript has a single exon. Gene Ontology annotation, molecular function: UDP-glycosyltransferase activity. Bases 14 to 646 code for a protein of 210 amino acids. The record is from RefSeq and is a predicted model, not a curated record. NCBI's taxonomy places the organism in Eukaryota, Viridiplantae, Streptophyta, Magnoliopsida, Malvales, Malvaceae.